This is a messenger RNA of Maniola jurtina (meadow brown), 1626 nucleotides long. RefSeq lists its product as uncharacterized. The record is from RefSeq and is a predicted model, not a curated record. NCBI's taxonomy places the organism in Eukaryota, Metazoa, Arthropoda, Insecta, Lepidoptera, Nymphalidae. The transcript has 8 exons. The coding region runs from base 277 to 1368 and encodes 363 amino acids.
UGCUCAAAGCAUAUAUUCCGCUAACAUGGAUUAGGAGGAUUUAGGUCCGUCAUUGGAUACCCAGAAGAAAAAAUAUUGGAGCGAGGACUCGAUUUCGAAAAAGCUAGAACUCAGAGCCGUAAAAAAAGAGGAAGAAAAAAAAAUAUAGCAUAAUAGUUAUCUGUGGUUACAGAACAAACAUUCUAAUCAGUAAUCACUAAUUUUAAAAACAAGUUUAUAAAAUAAAAAGCAAUAAGCCAAAAUCAAAAGGCAGUAAGUACUUUUUCAACAAAUAAAAUGAAUAAUUCUGCUGCAAAGGUUGGUGAAAUAUUUACUGAGGCAGGUGCAGCUUUUAAUAAAUUGGCGGAAAUGACAAUGAUGCUCCAUCCAAUGGCGGAACACCAACUUAGUUCCCAGUCAAAAACACCAGUUAAAAGGAAAGUCCAAGAGGAACGAAUAGUACCUAUAAGCAGCAGUAGUUCAGGCCAGGUAACUCUUAACAUGCUGAACGCUUCUGAAACUGAAAUGGAUGUGGAAGGACUUGGUAAUGAUGUGAAACUAGAAUUUGAAUCAAGCACAGAAGAAGUAACAACUUGUGAUAAAAUUAUAACAGACAUGUGCACCUCAUUUCGGAUAGCCGUCGUAUCUGUGCUCUGUGUGGUCGUCGCCUCCGCUAAUGUUCGUGGACCCCGAAGAUCCCGGCGAAUGGAUGUGGAUGAUUACUCACACAAUGAAAUCGACAGUGGUAGAGCAGAUGAAAGCUCUUGGUGGCCUUCAGCAGAGUUCGCCAUUUUACAGAAAGUUUACGACGAUUGCAGUUCGCAAAAACAUGUAACGAUGUGCCUCAAGGGCAAAGCUCUGUCGGCAUUGACGAAGGCAGUGGAACAGGAGAGUGUGCCGCUCGCUGAUGGUCUGACGUUGGUCAAACAAGCUGAUUCGCCGAGUGCAGUAGCAGAGCCUCGCUUCUUCACUGGAAUGUCGACUGAGGACAAGCUCGACACAAUGCUACGAACACGAUUCGAGCAAUUAUUGAACACGCACACUAUUUCGAUGGAUCUUACUUCCGAAGGUAGAGGUAGAGGGAAAAAGGUCAUGCCUUAUAUGCUUCUCGGUAUUUUCACAACUAUGAGCAUUUUUGGAGGAUUAGCUCUGAAGACUUUAGCUGCCAUUGCCGGCAAAGCUCUAAUCGCAAGUAAAGUGGCAUUGACGAUCGCGGGUAUCAUUGCCCUGAAAAAACUGUUCAGCCACGAUGGAGCCACAGGCGAAACUACGUUCCAAGUUCACGCAGAUGGCCACCAUAGGCGAAACUUAUACGUGGUGAGGCCAGCAAGGUCGGGCGCGGUUGAUCCUUACCGCUACUACGCGGAGCUCGAAGACACAAGUGCGUAGCCGUCGGUGCCCUCCGCCUACCUCACACGCACACCUGCCUCGCUGCUCCAUUCGACCCUGCGCUGAAACCCAUACAAAAUAACCUCAAACCAAAGUGCCGUCCACCUAAUGGACAUUAUAUUUAAAACAACCCGAUGUCCACCUUCGUACUCGAAUCUACGUCAGUUAAUAAUUUAAUGUAAUUUAUUUAUUCGUGACUACGGUUGUAGGUAUAUUUAAUUGUAAAAUAAAUUAUUUUAAGAGAAAAUAAAAAUAAUU